Anneissia japonica is the source of this 3163-nucleotide messenger RNA. RefSeq names its product papilin-like. The transcript has 5 exons. The record is from RefSeq and is a predicted model, not a curated record. Lineage: Eukaryota; Metazoa; Echinodermata; Crinoidea; Comatulida; Comatulidae. Bases 1490 to 3163 code for a protein of 557 amino acids.
GCCCCCCCCCCCUGUUUAAAAAGCAAAAAAAAAAAGAAAGAAAAAUAAAAGAAAGAAAGGAAAAGAAAAAAUUGAUCGCCAAAAAGUGCCUCAGGUUGUUUUCGGGCGUCUAGAACACGAAAGUUUCUCGGAAGCAUUCCCCCCGACAACAAGGGUUGUGGUAUAUCGAUUGGCCCCACUUUCGGCCCUCCUUUCCUCCUUCUUCGGACAUUUCUGGAUCCGCCCCUGCAGUUUGUACUUGCCUAUUCAUUGACUAUCCAUAAUAAUUUUAAUCAGUUUUAACUUGAAGUUGUAGCAAUAGGGCUCUGUGUCAGAAGCACAACUUAUCUCAUAGUCAUAACUUAACGUCAAUAAAAUGGCAAUUAAAUGCAAAUACUUCAAUGAAAGAGAUACGGUUGCUCUGCAUGCACCACUUGACUUUGCACAGUGUACUGUGCGCAACUUGUUUUCUUGCUACCACUUGACUUGUGCACAUGGUGCAACUCAUUGUUUGUCCUGGCGAUUUCAGAAAAAAAAUUAAAUGAUCAUACAAUUUCCAAAGCCACUGACAAAUUUUUAAAAUUGUUAUUUUAAUUUAUUGCAAGUCCUGAAUAAUCGCCCAAGGCAAUGAACCUUUCCGCUAAGCUUCGUCUAUUGGAUAUUGUUGCUAAGGCUUAAACGUACGUAAACACGUACGUGUGUGUGACAAGCAUGUUAUCUUAGCUAUGAUCUAUUCAGUUUAAUUGUUAAGUAUUUGCCAUUCUAUUGCGAGAAUUUGACUAUCAUUGACUGAUGAUAGUUAUCAAAGUCAUGGUUUAUCUUUCAUUGCCAGAGAGAGAGAGAGAGAGGGAAAUAGGCCUAGUUGGACUUUCCAAUGUUUGAUUAACUCAUAAUAUAUCAAAAAGAAUGAUGAUAAUACCGGAAGUCAUUGAACUCAAAGAUAAGAUUUGGCCAAUCUCAUUGGCUGAGUGAAGGGUAGACCGAGUUUUUUUAAUUUUUUUUUAAUGAAUUAUUGCUCAUAGGCUCUUUGAAUUCAUAUUCAAAUCAGCUAGCUGUAUUUCACCGAAACUGAUAAUGGGGUUGAUAGUAACACCCCCUAAUUAAAUAAUGUUGACGAUUAGUUUCAUAUGAGAAUAUUAUACAGAACGAACUAGGCUUACUGUACUAACGUCUUCACUGUGUAGCAAUGCCUCAUCUUAACGGAUUUUUUUAACGUCGAUCGAGCAUCGCUGCUUUUACUGAAAUGUAUCUUGCUCAAUAAAACGAUUACCAAAGAAAUCGUAUUCCAAACCGUAUUUCUAUAUUGCUUACUGAUAUGACUUGAUGACUAGUGCGAUGUAAAACUAUCCUGCGAAUGUUAUGUUCCUGUUUUCGUGCCUGUAUCUUGCGCAUACCAUUAUUACGCCAUGAGGUCUAAGACGCAAGGGCACAUGAAAUAAUUUGCAAACGUAUAUACUAGACAUUAGGGCAUUUGUUAAUCUUUAGAAAGUGUUUUGUAUCUAUAAUCAAAAUGAGGAACAAACAUAGGACUAAGAGGGCCUUUACAGUGGGGAUUAUACUUGUUACUUGUGUAUUUGUUUUCAUGGGACUUUUCACAGUCGUUAGAGAUAACAACAACCCAACAGACGCAACUGCGAAUACUGAUAUUGGUGCUGCGACAGCAUUAGUGGACCAUCCAAGACAAAUAAGGGCAGUGCGGAGUGAUAAUGCAGAGAAUAUAACUAGCAUCUCACUUGAUCUCUCAAAACCACUUCCAGCUUCUAUUAAGAUUGGAGCUACAACGUACACCUUUUCAGCCAUAGAUACGACAGGAAAUGUUCCAACUUGCGCAUAUACAAUAUCAAUUCCGCCAGCAACUACAAAAGAACAGCAAACAAGGGGAAUGACUGCUGGGUCAACUAAGUUGUCUACGGCAGGUAUAUCUACUAAAGGUUUUGCAAGAACUAAAGAACAUGCAACAACAAUACAUGAAACUACAGUUGAUGCAACAUCUACAAAUACUAAAGGAAUUACAAGAACUGACCAACAGGCUACAAUAAUAAAAGAAAUAACGGUAGAUGACGUAACGACAGAUACUCAGUUAUUAACGUUGGUUGAUGUAAUAACUGACGGGUAUACAGCUGGUUUGUCGACUGAAGGUUUUGCCACAACUGAACAUCAAGCAACAUCAAGACGUGAAACAACAGUAGAUAACAUAACAACUGAUACUCAAUUGUCAACAUUAAAUAACGUAACAACUGUAAGGGCUACAACUGUAGAUAUCUCCACUACUGAACACCAAACAAAAAUACGUGAAACAACAUUAGAUGACAUAACAAUUGAUGUUCAAUUUUCAACGUUGGAUGAAGUAACAACUUUAGGGUCUACAACUAGUAUGUCUACUGAAGGUCUCGCCACAACUGAACAACGUACAACAACAAUAGCUGAAAGUACAGCAGAUGACAUAACAACUGAUGUUCAGUUAUCAACGUUGAUUGAUGUAACUACUGUGUCAUCUACAACUGGUAUGUCUACUGAAGGUAUCACUACAACUAAACAAGAAACUACAAUAAUACCUGAAACUACAGUAAAUGACAUAACAACUGAUGUUCAUUUAUCAACGUUGAUUGAUGUAAUUACUGUGCCAUCUACAAAGAGUAUAUCUACUGAAGGUGUCACUACAACUGAAAAGCAUGCAACAACAAUACGUGGAACAACAUUAGAUGAUGCAACAACUGAUGCUCAAUUAUCAACGUUGGUUGACAUUAUAACUGUAAGGUCUAUAACUACUGACGGUAUCUCCACAGCUAAACAACAAGCAACAACGUUAUUUAAAACAACAUUAGAUGACAUAACAAGUGAUGUUCAGUUAUCAACGUUGGAUGAAGUAACAACCGUAAGGGCUACAACUGGUAUGUCUACUGAAGGUAUCACCGCAACUGAACAAGAAACUACAAUAAUACAUGAAACUACAGAAAAUGACAUAACAACUGAUGUUCAGUUAUCAACGUUGAUUGAUGUAAUUACUGUGCCAUCUACAACUGGUAUAUCUACUGAAGGUGUCACUACAACUGAAAAGCAUGCAACAACAAUACGUGAAACAACAUUAGAUGACAUAACAAGUGAUGUUCAGUUAUCAACGUUGGAUGAAGUAACAACUGUAGGGGCUACAACUGAGUAUAUCCUGUCUCUUAUACACAUCUAG